UGUCGCCAUCCGGGUGGGGCGCAGUCGGGCCCAGGACACUGGGCGCAGCAGCGCCGGGUUCUCCUGCAGCCGUGCCCCCAACGCCUCCUCGGCGUCCCACCCUGAACCUCAGGCGUCGAGCUGGUGAUGACAAACGCCCAGAGACGCCGGUGGCGGCUCAGGAGACCUCGGUGGCAAUGCCGCCUCCCGGGCUCUCUAGGACCCUCGUCUCGGUGGUUGUCCCCGAGUUAACCCAUCAGUGACCGUGCCCCCACCGCCACUCCUGGGAGGCAGUCGGGGAAGAGAAUGACAGGCUCUGUGUCAUUAGAAAUCCUCUGUGCGGUCCGGCUGUGGUCCCCAACGCCCUGAGGUAAGCUUGACGCAGACAGCUGGCAUCAAAUCCACAAACUCGGAAGAAAGUGGAGAUUCCUCAGAGGCCUUAGAGCUCGGCCAGAAGCACCUUCCUUUUCUCUGGAAACAUCCAAGGAGCCGGGAGUGCGCGGACAGCGGAGCGAUUCGGGGUGCGCAUCCCCCCCUCCCCCUUCAUGUUCCCACGGCGCUCAGGCGGCGGAGCUCACUCCCUACGCCCAGGCGCAGCCACGCCCCUUUUCCCAGUCGGGACGAAAAGCCUCCAACAGCCUCCGCCGGCGCCUCACGGCCCACGCGGAUGGAGCGUCGCUUGGCAACCGGCCGGAAGCGGAAGUUGUGCCGGCCACCGGAUGCGGAAGUCGUGCCGGCCAGCGGCAAGCGCCUGCGUGAGCGGGAAUCGUCCUCGCCCGCGUUCUCCGGGGUGACCGUCCCAAGUCGCCCGUGUGGUCACCCGCGAAAGCGCGGCUCAUGGCGCCAGCGUCCCGGUCCCGGUCCCCCGAGGACACGCCGUGCUCUCGGAGGCGGCGACGCCCCUCGUCCAGGAGCGGCCGGUCCCGCUCUCACUCGCGCGGCCGCGAGGGCCCCGGGCGUCCGUGGGGCGGGGCGGGCGCCGGCGCUUCUUACCGACUCAGUCGCUCCGCGGAGCGGCCCGGGCCCCGCAGCUCCGCUCUCUUGUCUUCCACCCACCACGACCGUCACCAGCGGGGUGCGGGCGACCGGCGGCGGGCGGAGGAGGGCGAGAGGGCGCGGGAGGAGCGCCGUCGGCAGAGGCGGCUGAAGGAGCGAGCGAGGGUCGCGGAGACGGGCGCCCCCGAGGUGUGGGGGCUGUCGCCCACGUGUCCUGAGCCGGAUCCUGACACCACCGUGGACGAUGAAGAGGUAAAAUCUCAGAAGGUCGGCAAUUCAGAUUCCAGCCCCGAAGGAAAAAAGAAAAAGGAAACCAGUCGUUCAAAGAACAAAAAAAAGAAAAAGUCCAAAAGAAAAUACAGGAAGUAUGCUGAUAAUAGCGGCGGGGAUUCAGACGCUGACGCUAAUUCUAGCUCUGAUGAUGAGGAAAAGAGAGCAAAAAAAGCCAAGAAGAAAGAGAAGAAAAAGAAACACAGAGAGAAAAAAAACAAGAAAAAGAAUAAGACUAAAAAAGAACCCAGUGGCUCAAGCUGUAAGGAUUCAGAAGGGGAGUCGUGGGAAGAUCUCUGCAUUGCGCGCUCGAAGGUCGCAGGCACCGUGGACCUAAUCGGCCCAGAAGCACCCGUCAUCCACACCUCUCAAGAUGAGCAACCUUUGAACUAUGGCCAUGCUCUGCUCCCAGGUGAAGGCGCAGCUAUGGCUGAGUAUGUAAAAGCUGGAAAACGUAUCCCACGAAGAGGUGAAAUUGGGCUGACAAGUGAAGAGAUCGCUUCGUUUGAAUGCUCAGGUUAUGUCAUGAGCGGUAGCCGGCAUCGCAGAAUGGAGGCUGUGCGACUGCGUAAAGAGAACCAGAUCUACAGUGCCGAUGAGAAGAGAGCCCUUGCGUCCUUCAACCAAGAGGAGAGACGGAACAGAGAGAAUAAGAUUCUAGCCAGUUUCCGGGAAAUGGUGUACAGAAAGAAAAAAUGACAAAUAUGGACUUUUGUUCUACAGCAGGACUUGGACCAGCAACAACUGUAUAUGACCAAAAUAGUAUUAAAAGGCUUUAUGGUGUUAUUCUACCUACUAUGUUAGUAAACCCUUAAGGAAAAAGCUGCUUUUUUUGAGGUGUCUUUAGCAAUUCAUUUUUUAUUUCUAACAGAAAGUAACAUGUGUAAAUGGUUUGUUUGUUUUUUAAAGAUUUUUAUUGGGGAA
Molecule: messenger RNA, 2169 nt
Organism: Hipposideros armiger (great roundleaf bat)
Lineage: Eukaryota; Metazoa; Chordata; Mammalia; Chiroptera; Hipposideridae
Gene: NKAPL
Product: NFKB activating protein like
Exons: 1
Coding region: 817-1944 (375 amino acids)
Biological process (GO): regulation of gene expression
Cellular component (GO): nucleus
Molecular function (GO): chromatin binding
Source: RefSeq, a predicted model, not a curated record